GAAGAGGAAGACUGACAGAAAGAGAAGAUGGCUGAUAAGUGUCACUUGUGUCUGCUGGGACUGAUCUUUCUCUCUUCACUUCUCACAGGUCACAGUGGAGUGGAUGAUGCUCAUGUGUUCAUCAGUUCUGGUGAAGAUGUCCGUCUGCCCUGUAAUAAUGCUCUUCAUGACUGUAACUCAACUACAUGGAUCUAUGAAAGAUUCAGUCAUUCACCAGCAGUUGAACUGUUUGCUGGAGGGAGAAAGAAGAAAAACAGGAAGGGUCAUGAGAGACUGAGUCUGGGGUCUGACUGCUCUCUGAACAUCAAGAGCGUCACAAAAGAAGAUUGUGGAUCUUACAUCUGCCAACAAUAUGUGAAUAAUGAACAACAAGGAACUGAUGCUGGUGUUUAUCUGCAUGUUCUUCAUGUCUCAUCGUCACAGACUGAGAUCAGUGCAGGUCUCUUUGUGACUCUCUUCUGUCAGUUAUAUUCAUAUCCUCAAGUCUCUUGUGAUUAUUUGAUCCGUUCUGAGGGAAUUGAUCUGUUCUGGGUGAAUCAGGCUGGUGUUAAACUGAUGAGAUCAGACUCCAGAUAUCAGAUAUCAUUCUCAUCAGAUUACUGUAUCAUCUCUCUGACUACAACACUCCUGAAUGAAGAUCACAACAGAGAGUGGAGAUGUGCAGUUACUCAGAGAGAUCAACUCCAGACCUCAGUCACAUACACUGUCAAGAUCUCAGCUGGAGCUGAUUCAGAAACAGCAGAGACUUCAGUCCACAUCACAGACUCAACUACAACUACAUCAACUACUUCUACACCAGAAAAUCAGAAAUCAUUAAACACCCCAGACUUUGAGAGGACUGCAGCUGGACACACAUCUGGAUUUACUGAUCAACAGGUUGUAACGUCAACUACAGAAACAACAAUGAAUCCAGACACCGCACCAAUCUCUUGGAAAGAAGUGAUUGUGAUUGUUGUCAGUGUUUCGAUCGCUCUUCUUCUUCCUGCUCUGAUUCUUUGGCUGAUUCGUAAAAAAAGAGAUGAUGUCAGAAGAGAGACUGAUGACUCUGUGGAGCAGACAGAUGAUAUGACUUAUAUUAUUUAUUGCGCGCAGUAAGAAACAACUGUGAUGUUGAUUCAGGUUCGCUGUGAUGAUAAAGUGACUUACGCUUCAAUCAGAGGAACAAAAGCUGGAGCUCAGGAAAACUGCAGUCAACUUUAUGCCUCUGUGAACAAGAACCAUCACAAAUCAGACAAAUAAUUAUACAGAAACCACAUGAGCAGAGCAAUAUGAACCGUGACUCCUGAUGGUUUGAUUCGGUACCAUUAUAAUAAUAUCACAUGUUAAGAAACCAGCUCUGAUUUAUUAGUAGUUAUUGCUGAUUCUGGUCGGAUUAUUGUGUUAUUAGGGGAUCCGGAGAGCACCAGUGAUCCAGAUUUAGUCAUAUGAAAGUCAAUAUCUAGAUCAUUGUCAUCCAAUCCAAUUUAGCUUUAAAAAACCAUCAGAAAGUGAGAUGAUUACAUGAUCCUGGAUAUAAUUAACAUGAAUCUAAUUAACAGCUAAUUAACUGUCAGCUUGCACUAAUUAUGAGAACAGGCGAAGCUACAUGAUGAUGUAAGUGUUUAUCACAAUGAGACAGCAAUG
Carassius carassius (crucian carp) is the source of this 1623-nucleotide messenger RNA. RefSeq lists its product as uncharacterized. NCBI's taxonomy places the organism in Eukaryota, Metazoa, Chordata, Actinopteri, Cypriniformes, Cyprinidae. Gene Ontology annotation, biological process: interleukin-15-mediated signaling pathway; T cell activation; positive regulation of ERK1 and ERK2 cascade. The record is from RefSeq and is a predicted model, not a curated record. Gene Ontology annotation, cellular component: membrane raft; external side of plasma membrane. The coding region runs from base 28 to 1095 and encodes 355 amino acids. Gene Ontology annotation, molecular function: MHC class II protein binding; protein tyrosine kinase binding. The transcript has 10 exons.